GGCCGGGGCGGGGCCGGGCCGCCCGAUUCCACCGGCUCCGGGGCCCGACCUCAGCCUCUCCCGGCCCCGGGCCGCCGCCGCCGCAUCUCCAACAGGGGCCCCCCGACUCGCCGCUGGAUCAGUCCGGCGCCGAGUCGCGGAGCCCCGCAGGACACCCCCGUGGGGUCUCCGAGCGGCCUCCCUCGUCCCCAAACUAGCACGCAACUUUCCCUUCUUCCCGGGGCUGCGGCUGCGGCCGCUCCCGGACCCCCCCACCCCCCACCCCCCCGGUCACGCUCCCUGCGCCGGUUCGCGCUGCGGUGCCCGCCGGGUUCCCCCGAGCGCCGCGCGACGCGGUGCGGCGCGCGAGAUGCCCCUGGGACACAGCAUGAGGCUGGAUCUGGAAAAAAUCGCCCUGGAGUAUAUCGUGCCGUGUCUGCACGCGGUCGGUUUUUGCUACCUGGAUAACUUCCUGGGCGAGGUAGUGGGCGACUGUGUCCUGGAGCGCGUCAAGCAGCUGCACGGCGACGGGGUCCUGCGCGACGGGCAGCUGGCGGGGCCGCGCGCCGGCGUCUCCAAGCGGCACCUGCGGGGUGACCAGAUCGCGUGGAUCGGGGGCAACGAGGAAGGCUGCGAGGCCAUCAGCUUCCUGCUGUCCCUUCUCGACAGGCUGGUCCUGUGCUGCGGGAGCCGGCUGGGCAAGUACUACGUCAAGGAGAGGUCCAAGGCAAUGGUGGCUUGCUACCCAGGAAAUGGAACCGGUUAUGUUCGACAUGUUGACAACCCCAACGGUGAUGGCCGCUGUAUCACCUGCAUCUACUAUUUGAACAAGAAUUGGGAUGCCAAGCUACAUGGUGGGGUCCUACGGAUAUUUCCAGAAGGGAAAUCAUUUAUAGCAGAUGUGGAACCCAUUUUUGACAGACUCCUGUUCUUCUGGUCAGACCGCAGGAACCCACAUGAAGUUCAGCCUUCCUAUGCCACCAGAUAUGCUAUGACCGUUUGGUACUUUGAUGCUGAAGAAAGAGCAGAAGCCAAGAAGAAAUUCAGGAAUUUAACUAGGAAAUCUGAAUCUGCCCUCACUGAAGAUUGACUGUGCUGGAAAGUAUACAGGCCUUACUCAUUUUAGCAAUGGUUCUUGAAUUUUUUAAGCUUUGAGUUCCAAAAAUGGCCUCUUCUAUGACUCGAACUUCCCCUCACUGCUUGCAUUGAUCACAUCCCUGUCUUGCCUAUGGUACUUUGUGGUUUUUUUUUUUUUUUGACAAGACUACAUCAGUCUUCAGAUACUGUCUUAGCCAGAUGGACUCAUUUGCCAACUCCAGAAAUACCUGCAGAUGAUCUACCUGGCUGGUGGUUUAACUGAUAGAUUGGGUGAUGCUGGCUCUCCAAAACAAGAGCCCAGAAGCAUGGGCGAGGGAAUGACUCUUAUUUGCACUUUAUCUAUGAUUCCUGAAUUGAAACACGGAGGUUGCAGAAGAAGAAGAAGAAGAAGAAGAA
This is a messenger RNA of Sorex fumeus (smoky shrew), 1473 nucleotides long. RefSeq names its product egl-9 family hypoxia inducible factor 3 (gene EGLN3). The record is from RefSeq and is a predicted model, not a curated record. The coding region runs from base 350 to 1069 and encodes 239 amino acids. Gene Ontology annotation, cellular component: cytoplasm; nucleus. The transcript is spliced from 5 exons. Gene Ontology annotation, molecular function: L-ascorbic acid binding; peptidyl-proline 4-dioxygenase activity; ferrous iron binding. Gene Ontology annotation, biological process: cellular response to hypoxia; peptidyl-proline hydroxylation to 4-hydroxy-L-proline. Lineage: Eukaryota; Metazoa; Chordata; Mammalia; Eulipotyphla; Soricidae.